CUGUGUGUGGAUGUAAAGAAUCUUCUCUCUCCUAUUAUUUGAGUGGCUGCAGGUAUUGGUGUCUGCCUCUGUGCCAGAGGGAUAAAGAGAGAAAGACAGAGGACUAGUGCUUCAUAUCCCCCCUCUGGCCUCCCCAUCUCCCUGCUCCUUGUCACUCCAUCCUUCCUUCCCUCCCGGACCACCCGUCAGCGGCUUGAUCAACCCGCCUGGACCCUCCUCCCACAACCCCUUUGACUAUCCUCACUUCACCGUCCCGUCUUGUCAACUGUGUGCAGGAAUUUCUCAUUGCUUGACGUGGAAGCUUGGAUUUGACAGUGCAAUCAUAUACAAUCUUGGUUGGAUGAAAAGAAGAAAACCUUUAAAUAUAUUUUUUUAAACAAACCUCUUUUACAGAGUUAAAGUGACGAGUUGCUAAGGUGAAUUACACUGGACAGACAAAAUUCUCUCAAGUAUUCUGGAAGUGUGACAGCACGUGGUCACAUGACCUGGAAGGGAAAACCCAAGAGACUUCUGGGAUCCCUCUCUGAAUGGGCCAGUUAUCAACCUGGAAAGAAGUCUAAAGGCUGAUGAACUGAUCCGCACAGCGACACAGCUGCGCUCUCUUCCCCUAUUUGUCUGUCCAAUCUCUCCAUAUGUCCUGAGAUCCGCAACUUUCUGCAACUCUGGUGACUGGUUGGCUGCUGUACCAUCAUUCUCGUCCUGCUCCUUUGAAUUUCCUGUCACGUGACCAUAUUCCUGCUUCACCUCCACUCCUAGAAUGGAACCCAACAAAGUCCAGUCAGAGGGCGGCCUGAAUGUGACCCUGACCAUCAGACUUCUCAUGCACGGCAAGGAAGUCGGCAGCAUCAUUGGGAAGAAAGGGGAAACUGUGAAGAAGAUGCGUGAAGAGAGCGGCGCUCGCAUCAACAUCUCAGAAGGUAACUGUCCUGAAAGGAUCGUCACCAUCACUGGACCUACAGAUGCUAUCUUCAAGGCCUUCGCUAUGAUCGCAUACAAGUUUGAAGAGGAUAUAAUCAACUCCAUGAGCAACAGCCCAGCCACCAGUAAGCCCCCUGUCACUUUGCGUCUUGUGGUGCCUGCCAGUCAGUGUGGCUCUCUUAUUGGCAAAGGAGGUUCGAAAAUCAAAGAGAUGAGAGAGUCCACAGGAGCUCAGGUGCAGGUAGCAGGGGACAUGCUUCCCAAUUCUACAGAGCGCGCUGUGACAAUCUCCGGCACCCCGGAAGCCAUCAUCCAGUGUGUCAAACAGAUAUGUGUGGUCAUGCUGGAGUCCCCACCGAAAGGUGCUACUAUUCCCUACCGCCCAAAGCCCGCCUCCACCCCCGUCAUUUUUUCAGGUGGCCAGGUAAGAGCCGACCCGCUGGCGGCGUCCGCAGCCAACCUCAGCCUUUUACUGCAGCACCAGCCACUGCCUGCCUACACGAUUCAGGGACAAUAUGCCAUUCCACACCCAGAUCAGUUGACCAAGCUCCACCAGUUGGCUAUGCAGCAAACCCCCUUUACCCCCCUCGGACAGACCACCCCUGCUUUCCCUGGUCUGGAUGCAAGUCCCCCGGCCAGUACUCAUGAACUCACCAUUCCCAAUGAUCUAAUAGGCUGCAUAAUCGGGCGCCAGGGAACCAAAAUCAACGAGAUCCGUCAGAUGUCUGGAGCACAGAUCAAAAUCGCUAAUGCCAUGGAAGGGUCAUCAGAGCGCCAGAUCACCAUUACAGGAACCCCCGCCAACAUCAGCCUUGCCCAGUACCUCAUCAACGCAAGGUUCAGAGACGUGGCAGCCAUGUGGACUGACCCUUCAUCAAUGACAACAUCCUGAAGUCCCAAACUGCUUUCAUUAUCUGAAGCUACCAACAGCCGAUUUCCAAUAAACCUUACAUACAUUCCUCCCUUAGAACUCACCAACCUUACCCUUAAACCCCAUGGUCAAGUUCAUCAGUAGUUACACACAUGUAGACGGAUUACAAAAAAAUUUGAUAAAAAAAAUAAAAUGAACAACAACCAACAAACAAUGAAACGCAGGAAACAUGUAGUAUGAUUUGUUCAUGUUAUGCAAUGUUUCAGUGUAGUGUUUUAGCAUGCUGAAUCUCGUUGUAUAUUUAUUUAUUAUUUAAAAUCAGUUAGAAUAGUUGAGUAUGGUUGCUGAAUAAGUCUUGUAGUUUGUCAUAAAAGCAUAAAAUUGUUUAAAAAGAUGCAAUAGAUUUAAAAGGAUUGCAUCUGAUUGCUUUUUAGCAAUGCUGUUGGCAAGGAGCUAGUGAUGCAAAUGUACAAGGAUGUUGUGACAAAGUACAAAAAAAUUUAGAUGUUGGCAUUUCUUUAGAGGUGGAAAAGAUUUUAUUUCACACAUGACAAGAGUUUGAUUUUUCCAUCUUGACAGAAUCUAAAGAAGUGCAUGAUUGUUAUGCAGGAACAAAGCGGAAAUCUUUAUUGUACAGUGUCAAAUGCUUUCAGAAUUAUUUUAUGUUUUCUAUUUUUUCUAUCUUUUCCUUACCUUUCCCCUUUUCCCUCUUCCUUUAAUUAUUCUAGGCUGACGUCUGAGGUCACUGGAAUGGGCACGCUCUAAUUUCUUCCCAUGAUCCUUCACUGCAUCACAUGACCCUUGAGCCAAUGGCAUUGCACCUAAUUUCUUUAUUUAUCUGUACUAUGCUGUCCUGUAUUUUCAGAAAUAAUGACUCAUUUAUAUUCUAUAAUGUGCAAAUAUUUAAGAACUCCCUCCUACUUGACCUUUGUUGUGCUCCUGAUGAUCCUUACUUAUUACCUGUUUCUUUUCAAGUACACUUUACGUUUUUUGACUCUCUAGUACCUCAUGCCACUCACUGGUAUCCUGUUUUGCCAUAGCUUUCACUGUGAAUUCACCUUUUCUAUGUUUUCCAGUUCAUUUUCAAUGAUGUGGUCUGCACUGAUGUAACAAGCCAAUCUGAAAUCAUACAUUUUUACAAUCUCUCAUUAAAGGGAUUGUUUAGCCAAUUGGAGCCAGUGACAGUUCUGUUGUCACUAACUCACCCUCAUGUUUUAAACUCAAAUGACUUUGUUUCAUGGAACACAAAAUUAGAUCAAUCACCAUUAACUUUAAUUGGAAUGGAAAAAAUGUGCAGUUACUGAGGCUAACAGUUUACCUAACAUUUUGUUUUGCGUUCCAUGGAAGAAAAAAAAAGAUAGAAAGUCUUACAGGCCUGAAAAAACAUGAGGGUGUGUAAAUGUCAUCAGAACUAUAACUUUAAAUCACAUUGAAUUUGUCAUUUUUAAGCAGCAGUCCUAUGCUUUAUUGAUUUUUUGAAAACACAGGGCUUUGCUUACCUCGUACCUCAAAACAGAUCAUACAUGAAUAAUGAAACAAAUUGAUGGAGUUGGAAUGUUUGCACCUACGCCUGUAUGUUUUGUUUGCAUCUGUCAUUGUGGCAUGCUGAGUAACACAGCGAAUCCAUUAUUAGCCGCUUGUAUUCACUUUCACAACACAAACGAUGAAAAAACUAAUUAAACAAGCUCACAGCUUUACUGCAUGCUGAGACAUUUAAAUUCAGCCCGCAAUCCGAGUUUAUUUAAAUAAUUUAAUAUAUUACAGCAGAAUUAUUUUUAGAAUAUAUUUAUAAAUGUAUGUGUUUUUGCAGUAGUAUGGCAAAUAGGGGGUUUUAUUCCUUUGGAAGUGAAUACAGAUUUGCCGAUAAUGAAGUCUGCCUUAUACGGUCUCCAUGGUAGCAUUCAGCGACAACGUUUUUUCACACUGCUCUCCAAUCUCUCACGAAAACCAUAUUAGUCAGUCAAACAAAAAAGACAUGCACUAGCAUUGCAUGCAUCAAAUGAGACUUAACGUUGUUCUCCACUGACAGCUUUUGAAACAUGCACACACAGUCGACACAGCUGCCAAGGGUGUAUUUCUGAUACAUGGCAAUACAACAGAAUGCUUUAAAUUGUCCCAAGCCCACCUCAUCUGUAAGGCAGGAUCAUUUGUAUCUUGGGAUCUGGAAUGUUCACGGGUUUAGGCCAGAAUUUAAAGGGACAGUUCCCCUAAAAAUGACAAUUCUGUCACCAUUUACUCACCAUUAUGUUUUUCCAAACCCAUAUGACUUUCUUUAUUCAGUAGAACUUCAGAGGUUGUUGUUAUGCGCAUUGUAAAGCUCUAGGUAUACUUCCAUUUUGACGUGAACGCUCAGCGUCUGCGUACAGUCGAAUUCAAGUCUGUCAAAGUAUACUCCAUAUAACUGUGCACGCAUACACAGGCUACAACUGCUAUAGACACCGGACUUUCUCCUCAUGAGUUUAGACCCAUACAAAUGUCUUUAUAUUCCUUCAGACUCGAGAUAUAUAAAUGUAGUUACCUCCAGACCUCCUCACACACGCUCUCUUGACUUGCACAUCCAUUGUUGUUGUUUUUACCUUCAUCUACUGAUGUUUAGGGGCGAUUACAUCUUCUAGCGUUUCUUUGUGACAGAAACGGCUAAAAAUGUAAGUGUUGCCACCUUGUGCACCACUAAAUAUUGCAAAUAACUGCAGGCGCAUGUGCAUUCUGCUCGUUCAAGGACGCGCGGUUAGGAAAAAUUUCCCUGCGCUUGUUAAGUGCUCACAUUCUUCUGAUGACGAGAUUUGCGUCACACAUCCUGACCGAAGUAUACUUUGGGCUUUAGCCUCAGUCACCUUUCACCUUCAUUUUAUGAAGAAGAAAAAAGAUGCAACGAAAGUGAAUGGUGACUAUGGCUAACAAUCUGCCUAUAAUCUCUUUUCAUGUUCCACAGAAGAAAAGUAAGUCUUACAGGUGUUGAGCAACAUGAGGGUGAAUAAAUUAUGACAGAAUAUUCAUUUUUUUGGUGAACAGUCGUUUUAAGAUGUGCUGGCAGACUAAACACUCUGGUCUGUCUUGCUCUUAAAUAUGAUUGUUUCUUUAUGAUAGUGGUUUAUUUUCAAUUAAAGCCACUGUGUCUUUUAUUAUUGUUGCUUUUACCCAUGCUUCUUGUAUAUGUCGCAUCCUGCUGAAGGCGCCUUACUGGUCUCUAAGUUGUAAGUUGCAAUCAUCUUUUUCUUAAAUGCAAAACUCUAAUUUGAUUGACUUUAGGCUAUAUAUGUUGCAUAUUACGCUGUGGUUUAUUAUAAAUAAGACAGGCUGUUUACACCUAGAUACAUAUAGAGACUCUUUCCUAUACACUAUCCACCUAUUGGCACCUUCAAAUAUAAUUUAUUUUAUUUAUAAUUAGUUUCACGUUUUUUUAAAUGCUAAGUAUGUAACUAGUGGCACCAAGCAAAAAGUGCAAUCUGUUUGUUUGAUCGGCCUGACAAAGCAACAUUGGUUCAACCUAUGCCAUGAGUUUGGGGUGGGACAAACUUUUUUGUCAGAGCAAAGAUAGACUAGUGUUUGAAACUUGUUUGAAAACAGUCAUUUUUGCAGUUCAGUUUGGUGCCACUAGUGGUACAGAAAUACACACUUUCACCACACCAAAAUGUUUGUUUCUUUUUUUUCCGCUAUUGAAGCCCUAUGCUUAGGUUCUGGACAUUUUCCCAGUUUUUUCUGAAGAUUGCAUACCAAUCAGAGGUCAUACUGAUUUACCUUUUUAUCCAAAUCUGAACUUUUUCAGUGGCAGCAAUCAAUAUGUACUUCCUUCUCUACAUUUAACAGUCUAACAAUGUGAUAUUAAGGCUGAAAGUUGAAUGUCACUGCUUCAACAUGUGAUUUGUUAUUGAAUAGACAUUGAUCCUCUAGGUUACGUCUAUGGCCAUUUUCCAAUUGCAUGGUAUUCACUUGAGAAUAUGUAAUGAUGCAUAUAGGAACGAUUUACUGUACUUUCCCAGUCUUAUAACAGGAAAUGCAUUCGCACUGAGGUAAUCAGGUUCUAAGGCAUGCAUUUGCAAGGCAUUAAAGCUGUAUUGUAUAUUUCUAUACUUAGUUUGGUAUUUGUUGAAGCAGUAUCGCACUUCAGCCAAAUCAAAUGAUUAAUCGACCGUUUUUAGUUACGAUUAGCCGAAUUGUAAUCUAUGAGCACAGAACUUUUAUAAUACUGAAAUUUUAACACGUAUGCACAUGGUCAUGUUAUGCCAGCCAGACAUGACCAAAGUAAUGUCAUAUUGUUGCUUUAAAAUGACGAAUUUAUUCUGGAGUUAUACAACACGUUCUCUUGGUGUUUUAGAUUAGGCGUUCAUAUUUUUGUUGUUACAUUUAGCAAAUGUUUUGCACUGCUUUGAAAUGUAAAAUUUGUGUCAGUGUCUUAGACUCUGUUAAACAUUAAGUUAGAUUGUAUGUUUACACAAGACUAUGUCUUGUGAUACUUGUAUGGAAUGUUUUAUUUGAUGUUAUUAUGUUUAGUCCAUAAUGUGCUGUACUCUAGAUCUUUGUACAGAGGCAUAUUAAUAUUCAAAUAGCAGCAUGCAUAACUGUGACAUUUUUCAGUAGCAGAAUGCUUUACCAAUGGAAGCUACUGUUAUUUUUUAUUACUAUUGUUGUUACUAUUCAUUUAUUUCACAAAUGCAAUAAAAUAAAUGUCCGUAUAGGACUGCAGUGACGUGUUUGAAAUGAGGUUAACUGUUUGGUGGAAACAAUGAAAGGCAUUGCAAACCGCUUUUAUAUUUUUUCAUGUUUCAUAUUUGCCUGGCCUAAAGACAUCACGUGAUAUUGUUCUCAUCCAAAUCAUGUGUUUGAUUUGCAUUCAUAACUCUUAAUAACACAUUCAUUCACAAUGUAUACAUCCAAACUCAUUACAUUCAUUUAGUUGGUGCAGUUUUUCAUUGUACUAGAGCAGCAAAAAGAAAAAAAGAUCCCUCUACCUGUUUGUGCUUAUGUAAAUGAUUCUGUUUGAAGAUGUUACAAAGAGUAAUUAUUUUAUGUCAGACUAUUUGCUGCUUGCAGGUCUAUAUUAGAUUCAAAUUACUGCUGAGGCUAGGUUAACUUUGAAAUGUUUUGUAAAAAGAGAGAAUAAAGUUUGUUUUUUUCCCUUGAAUUUGGUUAUGCCUCU
Molecule: messenger RNA, 6926 nt
Organism: Xyrauchen texanus (razorback sucker)
Lineage: Eukaryota; Metazoa; Chordata; Actinopteri; Cypriniformes; Catostomidae
Gene: pcbp3
Product: poly(rC) binding protein 3
Exons: 17
Coding region: 758-1810 (350 amino acids)
Biological process (GO): regulation of RNA metabolic process; regulation of gene expression
Cellular component (GO): cytoplasm; nucleus
Molecular function (GO): mRNA binding
Source: RefSeq, a predicted model, not a curated record